CAACAACAACAGAGCACCCACCCCUCAGCGGUUGCAGGCUUCACAUGAUUCCCCUCUUACUAGCCAAGAACAAAUUGUGGAAAAGGCCAAACAGGAAGCUCACGUAAUGCAAAGGAUAGGUGAGCUGCAGAGGGAAGGGUUGUGGGCAGAGAAGAGGUUACCGAAGGUGCAAGAACCGCCUAGGGCGAAGGCUCACUGGGAUUACCUCAUAGAAGAAAUGGUGUGGCUGGCAGCUGAUUUUGCACAAGAACGCAAGUGGAAGAAAGCUGCUGCUAAGAAGUGUGCGAAAAUGGUCCAGAAGCAUUUCCAGGACAAAGAACUGAUGGCUCAGAAGGCUGUCCGAUCCCAGGAACUGCAACUGAAAAGGAUUGCAAGUUGUAUGGCUAAAGAAGUCAAACAGUUUUGGACAAAUGUAGAAAAGCUGGUUGAAUAUAAACAACAAACAAGGUUGGAAGAGAAGCGUAAAAAGGCGCUGGACCAACAUCUCAGUUUUAUAGUGGACCAAACUGAGAAGUAUUCAUCAUUGGUUGCUGAGAGUAUGAACAAAACUGGAGCAGAGAGCGUUUCCCAUUCGGUGGUCUCUUCUCGAGCACCUUCACCCCUCCACUUUACAUCAUACGUCCGAUGGUGA
Molecule: messenger RNA, 631 nt
Organism: Homalodisca vitripennis (glassy-winged sharpshooter)
Lineage: Eukaryota; Metazoa; Arthropoda; Insecta; Hemiptera; Cicadellidae
Product: helicase domino-like
Exons: 4
Coding region: 107-631 (174 amino acids)
Cellular component (GO): Swr1 complex
Molecular function (GO): histone binding; ATP hydrolysis activity
Source: RefSeq, a predicted model, not a curated record